AUGGUGUUUUCGCCGGCUUUGCGCAGUCCAGGGAAGUCACAGCACCAAGCCCUGCAAAGUCUGCACACCCCGGAGAAAGAGAAUUUCGCCGGCUCUUGGAACCCGGCGGACCCGGCGAACCUGGCGAAUUCGACGAACCCCGAUCUUGGCAGAUUUCAACGGAAAUGUGCCGAGAUCAGAGGGUGCCUGUACGAGCAGUCUCUGGGCGACCGUGUGAGGGCAGAAACCGCCCGAAGCCAGCGAAACCUUGGUGCCUUUGCUGCCUCGGGUGGCGGUGAUGCCCCGUUGCCCUCCACAAGCACGCAGACGUGGAGCCCCACCUUUGUGCCCGGGGAGCGAUCGCCUUUGCAGGACUGCGCCGUGCAGUCCCCGCAGCCUUUGCAGCCUUUGCAGCCUUUGCCCACGUCACCUGAAAGACCGGGGCCACCGAGCCCAGCAGGCCGCUCACCGGGCCGCUCACCGGGCCGCUCACCAGACUACGGCGACUAUGGCAGCCCCAAAGCAGCGGCGCCGCCUGCGCCGCCUGCGGUGCUCGCAGCCCUUGCGCAGCCUGCACAGCCCAAGCGCUGGUGCCUGCCGGAGUUCGAGGACCUGCGCCGGAAGAUGCAGCACAGCAUCUCCGCGCUGCAGAAGAGCAACGCGCAGCAGGCCGAGAUGCAGGCGGCAUUGUCCCAGGCUUUGCAGCGUGGCGAGAGUUUGAAGGAGGAGGCCCAGGAAGCCAGACGGUCCAAGGACCGGCACCACCACAAGUGGUGCGCGCUGGACCAGGAGCGGGAGGCCCUGCAGCGGGCCGCCUCGGCGGCGCAGGCGGCGGAGCGCGGGGCCCGCGGCGCGGAGCGCGCCGCGCUGGAGGAGGCUGCGGCCCGGCGCCCAGCUUGGCGUCGCUGGCUAGCCAGCUUCUUGGACGUGCUCCUCCGGCGUGGGACGCAAAGCCACCUCCACGCUGACGUCAGUGCCUCACAAUCCUUCGAGGAGCGACAGCCCAAGCUCCACAGCACACUGCAGCAGCUUUCCCAGUCAGAGAGGCCAUCCCUUGAGCCCGGGCUCCUCGCCGAAAUGUCAGAGCUGUACGCCUGGCUUGCGAGUGUGAUGGGCGACAACAGGCUGUCCGUAACGUGGAAUGAUGGCCAGGAGGUGCACCAGCAAGCGCAUGACGACCGCGUCGCACAGUUGGAAAGAAAGCUCGCGCAGAAGGAGAUUGCCGUGGCGUCCUUGGAGCACGAGAAGCGCGCGUUGCGCAGCGAGGUGCGAGCCCUGCAGAACCUGGUCCAGGAGCUGCGGGGAAGCAUCCGCGUGUUCUGCCGAAUACGCCCGCCCAAGCAGCCUCUCGGAUCUGGAGGGGCGGAGGCUCAGGGAUCCCGCAGCAUCUCCCUCCGCAAGCCGGCCGGAGAUAAGAGGCACGAUUUUAGCUUCGACCGGGUCUUCUCCCAGAUAGCCAGCCAGCGAGACUUGUACGAGGAAGUGGAGCCCUUGAUUCCCGGCGUUCUUCAAGGCAUUCAUGUGUGCAUCCUUGCCUACGGCCAGACGGGUGCCGGAAAGACGUACACGCUGGCGGGUGACCGAUGUUCUGGGGAGCCUGGCAUUCAGGACUUGGCAAUAGCCGACUUGCUGAAGCUGGCCUUCAACGCAGAGGGUGCAAGGUAUGAUGUCAGGCUGUCAGCAUUGGAGAUCUACAACGAAUCGAUCCAGGAUCUUCUGUCCGAUCCCGAUUCCGGACGAGAUGUUGGUCUGCAAGGGCCGCAAGAGGCAUCUUGUGAGAGGCUCGAGGUGCGGCAGUCCAAAGACAAAGAGGAGGGAUCGGGAUCCUGGCCUUCGCCCUUCGGCUCCAUGCGAGUUCCGGGCUUGAAGUCCUGGGCAGUGCGCGAGUCAAGUGACGUCGAGCAGGCAUUGCAGCGGAUAGGGCGCCAGCGCCACGUGGCCAGCACUGCCUUGAAUGAGCGGUCCUCUCGUUCGCACUGUGUGCUCUCCUUGAGUGCCAGAUCCGCCGGCGCCGACGAGGAGGGCCGUCGUGGCCCUGGCGUGUUGCACAUCGUGGACCUGGCUGGCAGCGAGCGCACGAAGGUGUCGCAGGCUGAGGGCGUGCAGAUGAAGGAGGCCAACUGCAUCAACCGAUCGCUGUCGGCGCUCUCCGACGUUCUGUACGCCUUGGGCGACUCCAGCGGAAACGGGCACAUACCUUUCAGAAACUCCAAGCUUACGUACCUUCUGCAAGAUGCUUUGGGGGGUCCGGGAUGCAAGACCUUCCUCUUUGCGCAGGUUUCUCCAGACGCCGCGGACGCCAACGAGAGCUACUCCACGCUCACCUUCGCCUCGAGGGUGGCAGCCAACGUGCAGAAGGGCCGGCUCCGGCCCAUGAGCCGAGGAUCACCGGCAGCACGAGGCGACAGACCCGACACGUCCCCGCGGCUGCGGUCCCAGGAUUCGGAGCCGAGCUUGGCUUCUCCGGUGCUUCGUGCCCGUGGGGUGGCGCCACCCUUGCCGGGACUUGGCCGCAAGCCCUCGAGCUCCUCCUUCCAAGCUCACGAGACUCCAAGGAGGCGAGCCGAGCAGGCAUGA
Symbiodinium natans is the source of this 2556-nucleotide messenger RNA. The record is from the annotation of a GenBank genome assembly. NCBI's taxonomy places the organism in Eukaryota, Dinophyceae, Suessiales, Symbiodiniaceae.